Amaranthus tricolor (Joseph's coat) is the source of this 2001-nucleotide messenger RNA. RefSeq lists its product as uncharacterized. The transcript has 17 exons. Gene Ontology annotation, cellular component: alpha DNA polymerase:primase complex. NCBI's taxonomy places the organism in Eukaryota, Viridiplantae, Streptophyta, Magnoliopsida, Caryophyllales, Amaranthaceae. The coding region runs from base 178 to 1530 and encodes 450 amino acids. The record is from RefSeq and is a predicted model, not a curated record. Gene Ontology annotation, biological process: DNA replication, synthesis of primer.
AACCCCACACCGCCAUCGCCACUUUCCCGCCAUUUCAAAACCCUUUAACAUUCUUUCUCCUUUCCAUUUCCAGUAUUUUUCUUUCACAAUUUCGCUCAUCAGAAAAUCGAUUCACGUACCUUCGCAGAUCUCCAUCACCAACGUUACGAAACGUCCUAUUAUUAGUCAGAUUUCAGUAUGACGCAAGAAGAAGUUGAAAAUGAAAGAGACGACAUGUUAAUCGAUGGUUCCGAACUUCAAAACCCUAACCCUAAUUCUACUUCCGAUGGCUUUAACGUUAAUUACCUCAAAGCUUACUACGCAAAUUUGUUUCCGUAUUCUGAUAUGUUCAAAUGGUUGUCGUAUGGAAAUGAUGGAAAGCACCCAGGAUGUGAUCAGUCUUACUUUGGCCGAAGGGAAUUUUCAUUUACUUUGGAAGAUGAUAUAUAUUUGCGAUUCCAAUCGUUCAAGAACGCUUUGGAACUUGAAAGUUCAGUCAAGGAGAAAUGCCCCUUUAAAAUUGAUAUUGGGCCUGUUUAUAGUGUUGAUCCAUCUAAGAGACAUGCCUACGCACAAACUGGAGACAAUGUCUUCACCCCUGUGGAAAGAGAGCUGAUAUUUGAUAUUGAUAUGACAGACUAUGAUGAUGUUAGAUAUUGCUGUUCUGGAGCUGAUGUAUGCCGGAACUGCUGGCCUUUGAUGACUGUUGCUAUUAAAAUUAUUGAUACUGCUCUUAGAGAUGAUUUUGGCUUUAAUCAUAUUCUAUGGGUAUUCAGUGGCCGGCGUGGUGUUCACUGUUGGGUUUGUGAUUCCAAAGCUAGAAGGUUAACCAAUGAGCAACGAUCUGCUAUUGCUGAAUAUUUUCAUGUGUAUAAGGGUAAUGAGAAUAGUCAGAAAAAGGUUUCCUUGGGUCCUGCUCUUCAUCCAUUUCUUGUGAGAGCAUACACUGAUGUUCUAAGGAAAUAUUUUGAAGAGAUAAUUUUGAGCAGUCAGAACCUACUUUCUUCUGAAGAGAGAUAUGAGAAGGUUCUAGAGAUGAUUCCUGACGAAUCUAUUACUUCUGAGCUUAGAGGUAAAUGGAAGGAUAACAGACGAUCUUCAGACAAUAAUGUUGCUCGUUGGGGGCAACUAAAGCGUAUCCUACAAUCUGGAAAACAGAAGGGAAAGGGGCUUCGCAGUUGUGUUGAAGAGAUCAUAUUUUCUUAUACAUACCCAAGGCUUGAUAGCGAGGUCUCAAAACACAUGAACCAUUUGUUAAAGGCACCUUUCUGUGUACACCCAAAAACAGGCUGUGUUUGCAUUCCCAUUGAUCCCACUCAGUGUGAGGAUUUCGAUCCUACCAGUGUACCAACCCUUUCGCAGCUUCUGGAAGAACUUAACAUGGGAAGUCUUGGCGGAGAUGUUGAGACUGACCUGGAGAGAACCUCGCUUGGCAAGUCCAUCGCCCUUUUCAGAUCAUUUUUACGGCCCCUUUUAAAAUCUUGUAAAGAGGAAUUGGAAGCUUCCUAUAACAAAAAGCUUCAGCAAAGCAAGGACGCACUCACUUGGUAGAUGUUACCAUUUGGUUUGUCUGGAUACUUGGAUUAUCAUCUGUUCCAAGUUGUUGCUAUGUAAGUAUCUAAAUCUAUGUAUCAUUCGUGGUUUAGUUUCUAGCAGAUACUACAAAAUUGUACUAAAUAAAUGCCCUGCACUCCAGGUUAUAUAUACAUUUGAUUGUUGAUCCUUUAUGCUGUACACUUUUUGAACCUUCAUGACAAAUAUCAGUCUGAAGCCGUAUGACCUAAUUGUACGAUUGUGGUUCGCCUCCUGACUUUUUGUGCAUUUGUCUUUUUCGAAAUUUUGUACUUCAACAUGAGCUCAUCCUAAAUAAAAUUAGAUUUAUUUUUUCAAAUUUGAUCACUAUGGAAUAUGUAUUAAGAGUUUGUGGUCUUUGUUAAUGUAGGAAGAGUUGUGAUCCUAAGUCUGUUUGAUAGUCCGUAUCCAUAAAUCUGUAUCCGAGUAAUAAAAAUUAAAUUUCGUGCA